Molecule: messenger RNA, 3279 nt
Organism: Phanerochaete carnosa HHB-10118-sp
Lineage: Eukaryota; Fungi; Basidiomycota; Agaricomycetes; Polyporales; Phanerochaetaceae
Exons: 11
Coding region: 84-3068 (994 amino acids)
Biological process (GO): microtubule-based movement
Cellular component (GO): dynein complex
Molecular function (GO): dynein light intermediate chain binding; dynein intermediate chain binding; minus-end-directed microtubule motor activity
Source: RefSeq, a predicted model, not a curated record
AUGCGGUUGUUAGCUGUGCUGUAAAGCCAUGGUUUGAGGCCUUCGUGGGAGCGCGAGGGCAGGGAAAGGAAGGUGAUUCCAAGAUGGGUAUACCAAUGACAAAGAAGAAGUUUGCAGAGCUGGAACUCUCCCUCCUCCAUCUUCAACAAAAUGUUGAGAUACCGGAGACCCACUUGAUCGUCCAUCCUGUCAUUCAGCGAGCUGUAGAACAAGCCCGGGCGGCAGGAAACCGACCCAGUCUUUCAGAUAUACCACCCAAACUGCUCAACGACUCGACAUUCCUCAAUACACUGCACAAUCACGUCAACCAAUGGAUAAAGUCCAUACAGGCCGUCACUAAACUGUCGCGAGACGUCUCGUCCGGUACCGCUUCGCAGGAAAUCAACUUCUGGCUAAGCUUGGAGCGUGCAUUGGAGGGGAUCGAGAACCAGCUCCGUAGCGACGAGGUCAACAUGGUCAUGGAUUGUCUUCGCAACGCGAAGCGUUUCCGCGCGACUGUCAGCUUCAUCGCGGACACCGGUUUGAAGGACGCGACAGACACAGUUCAUAAAUUCAACCAGCUCAUGAAGGACUUCCCAUUGAACGAACUGCUUUCUGCGACAGACCUCGACAAGAUACAAGAGUCCAUCGUAAUGAUCUUUGGUCACUUGAAUCGGAAGCUGAAGCUGUCCCCGUACCCCAUUCGCCGUGCACUUCCUCUCGUGGAAGCAAUCUCGCGAGAUUUUAACGAUCAACUACUACGCGUACUCACCUCUCACCGACUGCUCUAUACGCCGUACGAGACCUUCGAGCGGCUCCUCAGCCAGACCAUGAGCAUCUUUCGGACAUGGGACGACCACAUAAAGGAGUUCACGAACGUUGCCCGUGAAGUCACGAGGAAGCGAUCUGAGAAGUUCAUCCCCAUCAAGGUCGUGCCCGCGCACGCAAAGCUUCAGGACCGCAUACGCUAUCUCCGUGACUGGAGAAAGCAGCAUGAGCAGCUAGCUGUGAUGACAGCGCCAACCAAGGGCCUCGCUGGUGUCGGAACUGAGAUCGGUGGGGUGGACAUGGAGGAGGAAGUGAAAGAAGCGUACGAGGUCAUGAAGCGAAUUGACGUCUUGGAUGUCUCGGUCGAGGGAAGCGAGAUCUGGGUUGCUGCCGAGAACGCAUAUAACGAGCAUGUCGCUCGCGUGGAGAACCAGAUCAUCGCCCGGUUGCGCGACAGACUUGGAACAGCGCGAAAUGCAAACGAGAUGUUCAGGGUGUUCUCGAAAUUCAACGCCUUGUUCGUCAGGCCAAAGAUUCGUGGUGCUAUCCAAGAGUACCAGACCCAGCUUAUUGACUCCGUCAAGGAGGAUAUACAGCGACUUCAUCACAAGUUCAAGACGCAGUAUCGGUUCUCUGAAGCGUACCACAUGUCCCAGAUGCGUGACCUACCACCGAUCUCAGGUGCAAUCAUCUGGGCGAAGCAAAUUGACCGGCAGCUUCAGACAUAUAUGAAGCGUGUCGAGGAUGUCUUGGGUAAAGGUUGGGAACUUUAUGCCGAGGGACAGAAGCUGCAGUCUGAAAGCCAAGCGUUCCGCAAGAAGCUCGACACGCGCCCGGUCUUCGAGGCAUGGUUGCAUGACAUCAACCGUCGGGAUAUGGGUGUCAAUGGUCGCCUCUUCGAGAUUGUACGCUUGCGUGCUGGCGGGUUCCAGCUUGCGGUGAAUUUCGACCCACAAAUCAUCACGCUGUUCAAGGAAGUCCGCAACCUGCUGUGGCAAAACUUCCAAGUGCCACAUGCUAUCACAAACAUGGCCAAGGACGCGAAACGAGUGUACCCUCACGCUGUCAGCUUGAUGGAGACUGUCAGGACAUAUGGGCAGACUCUCGAUCUGGUGGAUAACAACAAGGGUAUUGAGUGGUUGGUUGCCGAGUACCGGAACGAAGCUCAGAGGAUGGUCUCAAGAGGUAUGAACAUCCGAUGGGACUAUUUCGUGAACCAGUACGACACCGCGCGCUACGUUGCUUCCAGCGAGACCCGUGACAACCGCCACAUCCAGUUCGUCCGCGAAUUUGCUAGUGUGGUUUCCAUACUGCAGGACAAGACCAACAAUGUCAUUGACUUGUACAAAGAUAUUCUUCGUGCCGUUGAAGACCUUUCAACUUGCUCGUACACCCACGAGACGUUUUCGGAGCUGCUGAGCAAGAUCCAGGCUGCCAUCGACCGGCUCAAUCUCGAAGGCUAUGCAAACCUCGAGCACUGGGUGGCAGAGCUCGACCAGAAGAUUGAAAGCAUUCUGCUUCAGCGGCUGACACAGAUUAUCCAAGUCUUCUGUUCAGAGUUCGAUCGAAUCGAGGACGUCGAUGGCCGUCGAGAACUACCGCCGAGAGAAGCCCCUAAUAAGCGUCGCGGUGACAAACGGCUCAAGGACGAGAAGUUCUUGGAAGGACACAUGACUUUGAAGCCCAUUGUGCAUGAAAUCCGGAUACAAAACCAAGUCAUCUUCCUUGACCCGCCAAUGGAAUACGCGCGUAAGACAUGGAUUCAACAGCUGCACGACUGGCUUGGUGUUGUCUGCCACCUUCGACGCAUCCAAAGUUCACGGUACGAGAUUGGUCUGCAAAUGCAAGGCAAUGUCGCCGCGGAGACGACGUAUACCUCAUUGCUCACGCGUUUCCCCGACGCUACGUUGGAGCGCCCGUUCUCCCUCAUUGAGAAUAAGGUCCAACAGCUCAAGGAGUACGUCGGCAAGUGGUUCCAAUUCCAGUCACUGUGGGACCUUGAGGCCGAAUACGUCUUCAAUCGACUCGGCGACGACCUCGCGCAUUGGCAGCAGCUGCUAACGGAGAUCAAGAAGGCGAGAUCGACAUUCGACACAUCCGAGACGCAGAAGUCUUUUGGCGUAUGCGUCAUCGACUACGAGCAGGUCCAGGCGCGUGUCAACGCCAAGUACGACGCCUGGCAGCGCGAUAUCCUAAGCCGCUUUGGUGUGAAACUUGGGAAUGCUAUGAAGGAGAUGCACGCUGCCAUUACCAAAGCACGGCACGAGUUGGAGCACCAGUCAAUCGAGGGCCUCGUAGGCGCACCGCGCAGGUUCAGUUAGGUCGGCGCUCUAUGAUGUCUCUUCUAUCAAUGUUUUUGGUUCAUUUUUCAUUACGCAUGCAUCUCACAUUCGUUUGCAUUCUGUUUCUCGUCUCGCAGCAUUCCACAUGUAUCUGGAUCAUAGUAGUCGCGAAUAGUCCUUCCUUCCCGCAUUGUAAUCUCUGUAAUUCGGUGUCAUACCCUAGUACAUACGCAUGCUCCAGAAUGUUAUG